This is a messenger RNA of Symbiodinium natans, 4560 nucleotides long. NCBI's taxonomy places the organism in Eukaryota, Dinophyceae, Suessiales, Symbiodiniaceae. The record is from the annotation of a GenBank genome assembly.
AUGGCGGUGGUCAGUAAAAUGGCGUCCGCCAAGAGCAGCCGCGCGCCUGCAGUCGUAGCAGGUGCUGCAGCUCUUCUGCUGGCACCGACCUUCUUGGCCCCUCAGGCCCCACGGCAAGUGGAGGUGCACCAAUCACGCGCUGCCACGACUGGUAACGUUGCGAGGAGCGGCGCUGCUGAAACUUUAACAUCUGUCGGUGCUGCAAGUGCUGCUGCCCUGGCCGGUGCCGCCGUGGCUACUGGCUCCAGCCGAAAACUUACUUCCAGAGGUGCACUGGCCCGGAGCUCCAAGUCGCAACAGAACGACAAGGAGUUUCAAAGACGCAUCUCUCAUUUGAUCUCUGUGGCGCAAGUGCUGCUUCAGCGCCCAGGACCAGACCAGCUACAGCACUUGGUGCACGAGCUCCAGUCCUUCGCCGCCGCCGAGCUUCGGCGUUCUGUGACUCUGUCAGCUUCCGUGGCCAGCGCCUUUGCAGAUGUAGUUGCAAGUGCCGAGGAGGCCACACGAUCGAGCGCCGAGGGCCAGCUUCGCUGGGCUGCUAGCGCUGCAGCAUCUCUUCUUCUCACCUUCGCGGUGACACUGCAGCCGGCCAACGCAGCGGAUGUCGUGAACUACUCUGACUUCCUGGACUCCGUCAAAAAGGGGGACGUGGAGAUGGUGCGUGUGCAGAAUGACAUGCUGUCAGCGCAGUACACAACAAAGGAUGGUGCCAGAAGGGAUGUCAACCUCAUACCCAACGCUCAGAUCGAAGAUGAACUGUUCAACACGCUUGCAGACAAGAAGGUGGACGUCGUUAUGCAGAAUGCCAAUGCCGGUGGCUCUCCUUUUGAUUUCCUCGCCCGCUUUGCGGGCCCCAUUGCCUGGCUGAUCGCCGGCUUGCUGCUUCUAUUUGGAGGUCUGCCAUUUGGAGGUCCUGCGGGUCCUGGAGGCCCGGGAGGCAAUCCCUUCGAGCUUGGAAAGUCGAAAGCCCGCAUCAUCAAGGACGGCGACACCAAAGUCAAGUUCGGGGAUGUUGCAGGCUGUGACGGUGCAAAGCAAGAGUUGGUGGAGGUCGUAGACUUCUUAAAGAACACGUCAAGGUAUUCAGAACUCGGUGCCAAGAUUCCGAAGGGUGCUUUGCUGGUGGGCCCACCAGGGACUGGAAAGACGCUGCUUGCAAAGGCUGUGGCGGGUGAGGCUGGCGUGCCGUUCUUCAGCAUUUCAGCCUCGGAGUUUGUCGAGAUUUUUGCGGGGAUUGGUGCAUCCCGCGUGAGGGAUCUCUUCGAACAGGCCAAGAAGUCAGCCCCAUGCAUCAUCUUCAUUGAUGAGAUCGAUGCAGUGGGCCGUCAGCGUAGCGCCGGCUUCGGCCAAGGCAACGACGAGCGUGAGCAGACCGUGAACCAGCUGCUGACAGAAAUGGAUGGCUUCGAGAGCAACAAGGGGGUUGUGGUCAUUGCGGCCACGAACCGAGCCGACAUCCUGGACCAAGCUUUGGUGCGACCAGGCCGCUUUGAUCGUCAGAUCCAGGUCGAUCCUCCUGAUGUGCAGGGACGUACCGAGAUUCUCAAAGUUCACGCCAAGGACAAGAACUUGGCACCUGGAGUUGACCUGUCUGCAGUUGCCCGGCAAACCCCUGGAAUGUCGGGUGCUGACCUCGCCAACCUCCUGAAUGAAGGUGCCAUCCAGGCAGCCAGAUCGAACAAAGCCGAGAUCGAUGCGGACGACAUCUUCAAUGCGCUCGAGCGCAUCUCCAUCGGCCUGGAGAAGAAGGAUGCUGUCAUGUCAGAUCAAAAGAAGAAGCUGGUAGCGUACCACGAAGCUGGCCAUGCCAUCUUGGGCGCUUUGAUGAACGAUUAUGACGUUGUGGCAAAGAUCAGCAUUGUCCCACGUGGGCCGGCCGGCGGGGUCACCAUCUUCAUGCCGUCCGAGGAUCGCCUGAACUCAGGCCUAUACUCGAAGGAGUUCUUGGAGAAUCGCAUGUGCGUGGCACUGGGUGGUCGUCUGGCGGAGGAGAUCAUUAAUGGCAGGGACAAUGUCACCACAGGUGCCUCUAACGACUUCCAGCAGUGCACGCAGGUGGCCAAGACCAUGGUCAUGCAGCUUGGCAUGUCACCGGAGAUUGGUCAGCGCCUUUUGGGAGGUCAGCAGCAGGGAGGACCCUUCAUGGGACGUGACUUUAUGGGCCAGGGUGCGCCACCGAUGUCUCAGGCCCUGAAGAAGACGGUCGAUUCGGAGGUGAAGCGCAUCGUUGACGAACAGUACCAGCGGGGAAUGAAGUUGCUGAGGGACAAUAUGUACCUUCUGGACACACUUGCCAAGACCUUGAUGGAGGAGGAGAAGGUUUCUGGUGAUCAGCUGAUGAAGAUGAUCAACCAAGCGGCUGCCGAAGGCAAGCUUGUCAUGGGCAACAGCAAGAUGGCCAUGGCAGCGUAUGCUGGCGAGAAGGUCGAAGCAACUGCCGAUGGCACCCUCGCGAAGAAGGCCAAGUGCGUGCACCCCGACAAGCCCAUGAUGUUUGCUUGUGCGGACUGUCCUCGGCGGGGCUUCUGCGGCUCUACACGCGCGGCUCCGCGUGAUGGCCGCGCAUCGCGAAGCGCUGUGGCUCGCCUGGGCUUGGCCUCGGAGGAGGUGGAGGCCAAGGAGUGCACCAGCGAGGAGGUGAUGCGGCGCGUGCAGGACAUGGCUCUGGACAUAUCCAAUGGAGAAGCGCUGCCGAAUCAGGUGGUGAGGGCAGCGGCUGCUCAGGUGCUGGCAGCUCUCGCUGUUACCGCGGCGCCCAUGGCUGCUCAGGCCGACGAUGUGCCAGCGUUGCAGCCCUUCGGCGCGCCCCAGGUGCAGCAGCAGCCGGGCGGCGCGGUGCGGGUGAGUGGUCGAGUCACAUACUCUCGCUUGCUGGAGUUUGUUGACGAGGGCUCCGUGAAGCGGGUCGACUUUUAUGACUUGGGUCGAACUGCCGUAGCCCUGGUCAAUGUGGCUGGGCGCGAGCAGCAACUUGUGUGCGAUCUUCCAGGAGCUACGACGGGGCUUAUCGAGAAGCUUGUGUCCAAAAACAUUGCCAUCGAGGUGCAUCAGCCGGAGAAGCCCAAUCCGUUGUUGAAUGUCCUUGGCGAUGUUGCUUUCCCUUUGCUGCUCAUUGCCGGGCUCUUGUUCCUGCGCUCUCGUACACCUGGUGGCGGCGGCAUUCCAGGCUUCGGCAAUCAGGGCCGUGCGAAGAUCAUGAUCACACCUGAGACUGGAGUGAAGUUUCAAGACGUUGCUGGUAUCGACGAGGCCAAGGAAGAGCUGAUGGAGAUCGUUGACUUCCUCAAGGCCCCCGAGCGUUUCGUCAAGGUUGGGGCCAAGAUCCCGCGCGGCGUCCUCCUGACGGGGCCACCGGGCACGGGGAAGACGCUUAUGGCAAAGGCGUUGGCAGGCGAGUCUGGCGUGCCCUUCAUCCAGUCCUCUGCCUCAGAGUUCAUCGAGCUCUUCGUCGGCGUGGGAGCUUCACGUGUUCGUGACAUCUUCAAGCAGGCAAAGGAGAAGGCUCCGUGCAUCGUCUUCAUCGAUGAGAUCGAUGCCAUUGGACGCCAGCGAGGGGCGGGCAUGGGCGGUGGCAACGACGAGCGCGAGCAGACGUUGAACCAGAUCCUUACUGAAAUGGAUGGCUUUGAAGGCAACAGCGGGGUCAUUGUUGUGGCGGCGACCAACCGAUCCGACAUUCUCGACAAUGCCCUGCUUCGGCCAGGCCGCUUCGAUCGUCGUGUGCAAGUUGGACUUCCUGAUGUCAAAGGUCGGGAGCAGAUUCUCAAUGUUCACAUUCGAAACAAGAAGCUGGCAGAGGAAAUCACGCUGACCGACAUUGCCAAGCGAACUGCAGGGUUCAGCGGUGCCGACCUGGAGAACCUCAUGAAUGAGUCGGCAAUUCUUGCAGCUCGACGCAACAAGAAGGCCAUCUCCAUGGACGAAAUCAAUGAUGCGACCGAUCGCGUCAUUGCCGGCUUGGAGGGCCGGGCCUUGCAAGACAACGCAGCCAAGAAGCUCAUUGCAUACCACGAAGCAGGCCAUGCCAUUGUUGGAACACUGCUUCCGUACCAUGACCCGGUCAACAAGGUGACUCUUAUUCCUCGUGGCCAAGCGAAGGGGCUGACCUGGUUUACGCCGAAUGAGGAUCAGAGUCUUAUCUCGGCAGCUAUGUUGAAGGCACGCAUUGCCGGUGCCCUGGGCGGCCGCGCAGCUGAGCAGCUUGUCUUCGGAACAUCGCAAGUGACGACAGGUGCCGGCGGUGAUUUGCAGCAGGUGGAGCGAAUGGCCCGGUCGAUGGUGACCCAGUUUGGAAUGUCGGAGGUCGGUUCCCUGGCCAUCGAUGAUGGUGGCUUUAUGGGCCCCGAGUACUCGGAAGACCUGAGCCGCAAGAUCGAUGAUGCAAUCAAGGCAAUCUCGGAUGAGUGCUAUUUGAACGCGCUCACCAUUCUGAUGAAGAACCGUGCCUGCCUGGAUCGUGUGGCUGAUGAGCUCACCGAGCUUGAGACCAUCACAGGAGACCGGCUUCGAGAGCUUGUGGCUGAGUAUGCAGAAAUUCCCGAGAAGUUGGCGGCAGUCUGA